AUGAUUGACCAUAACACAAAGUUACGUUAUGACAACAUGUUAUAUGCACAAGUAGAUGUUGUAAUAUUUGCCAGGUCUAAAAUGGGGUAUGAAGGGAUAGAAGCGAUGGUAUCAGAAACGGGUUGGCCGUCAAAAGAUGAUCAGGAUGAAAAAGGGGCAACUGCUGAGAAUGCAGCAAUAUAUAAGCGGAAUUUGUUUAGAAGGCAACUAGAAAAUGGACACCUUUUAAUAAAAUGUGACAUUAUUUCAACAUCUGAAUGCAAAGCUCAUGGGCGUCCUCCAACCUCCUCAAUCUUCCCUUUACAAGGCCCCUGGGUCAAAACCCCAUAA
Messenger RNA from Fraxinus pennsylvanica, 330 nucleotides. The record is from the annotation of a GenBank genome assembly. Lineage: Eukaryota; Viridiplantae; Streptophyta; Magnoliopsida; Lamiales; Oleaceae.